CGCCGGCUCGCCCUGAAAUAUCAUCAUACUAUCACUGGCUCGCCGUACAGUCUCUUGCCAGAACUCGACGCCGCCACAAGAAUCUGCCACUUGGCCUGUCGUAGGUCCACUGCCUCUUCCAUUCUCGAAAAGGUGCCAAGGUCCUGUGCGCACUGGGGUAUAUAUAGGAGCUGCUGCCCCCCCUCCGACAUUUUCCUUUUCAUCUCUUCACUGCUCGACUCUCGUCAACCAUCUCACGCUCUUCAUCUUUGAUCAAUUCCAAUCUCCUUAUUCACUACCAACAUCUGUCGCACAUAUGGCCGAAGAGAUCGCUGCCGUGGGCUGGAUGGCAGCCAUGACUGUCGGCCUGGGAGGCUCUUUGUUGCUGGCGGCAGGGGCCGUCGGUGCUGGCAUCGGGAUCGCCUGCGCCAUUGGCGACUGUCCGUUCCGCGCGCGCAGUGAGGACAUCACUCCGAUGUUGCUCCAGAUCAACAGCGCCAACCUGACGGGCAACGACGUGGCCAAGCUCACGGGCCUGGCCAUCGACAGUAUCGAUAUCGGCCAAGGCAGGGCGUCUUUCCGAAGUGAUGUCUUUGACGGUGUGAAUGGCACGUUGACCAUCAACAAUGCGAAAAAACGCGACAUGUCCCGGAAGGGCCUCGUCUCGGGCGACAUCAGCUUCCCCAUCCCUGGCCUUGAGCGUGAGGUGGAAGGCACUUGGGUCGCCGUCGACCCCAGUGUUGCCGACGACAAGACCAAAAAGGCCUUCAACAACGUCCACAAGGGAGUGACUUCGGCACAUUCCCAAAAGGAGACGGAGAAGAAGGGGCUGGAGAGCAUGGUGUAUGACCUGCUUGUCACCGCAGACGGUUUCGUCGACGGCCCCGAAGUCGACGCCUGGUUUCACAAAGUGCUCACUGAAGGGAUCCAUGUUUGAGAGGCGGGCGGAGUUGAUUUUUGGUGCUCUGGGGGAUGGUUGAAGGAUGGACAAAAAGGCAAAGGAAAUGUCCACCAUGGAGGGAGCUUUUGGCAUCUGGGAGGGCGGUAGUACGCUGGAGGUUGAUUGGCAGUGUCGGUUCACAUGGUUUUGGAGGCGCUUGCGUGGGACACUUUGGACGUUAUACCGAUGAGACAAAGCACACACGGGUCGCAGGUGCUUGAGAGAAAAAGCUAUUGG
Messenger RNA from Neohortaea acidophila, 1156 nucleotides. RefSeq lists its product as uncharacterized. Lineage: Eukaryota; Fungi; Ascomycota; Dothideomycetes; Mycosphaerellales; Teratosphaeriaceae. The record is from RefSeq and is a predicted model, not a curated record. Bases 296 to 916 code for a protein of 206 amino acids. The transcript has 3 exons.